AUUGUGGUUUAUUAUAUACUGUAUAAAGACAUACAAUAAAUAGACAUAUAUAUUAAGACAUAUAGAGCUAGAAAAAAAAGGCUGAAUUUAUUCUAUGUUUACCGUAUAAAACUUUUUUAUUUUUUUAUUUGGCUGAGAAAUAUUUUCAGCCUCAAUUAUUUGAAUAAAUUUCAAGCCAACCUGCCAACAAAUUACACAAAAAUUGCCAAAACGAAAUAUUCGUCUUAUAUAUUCGAUUUUUUACAAAUACAUUCCCAACAUCGAUAGGUUUCUAUGCUAAACAUUUCAAACACUUUCAGAAACAUCUGAAACCUUAAAUCCAUCCGAUAUUUUAUUCGAUAAAAGUCAUGACAAUUAUUUACAUUUUUAAAUGUAUAAAAUUUCCAUUAAUUUAAUUUAUAAUUUAAUUUUUUUAACCACAAGUUAUAAAAAAAUGUACCCAUUAUUAUGAAAAGGUGAGAUUUGAAGCUUGCAUAAAAAUUGUUUGGCAGAACUGCGUUCCUACAAAUGACCGCUAUAUAUUUCCAUAGAACUUUACUUUCCCUUACGUCCCUGUUCAGCAGCACAACAUUUGGGGAAUUCCUCCACCUUAGCUGAUAGGACUGGUGGAGUUUUAAUGGAUGAAGCCUUAGUCUAUAUAAUGAACUCCACCCCCAUUGUUUUUUAUGUAAAGUGAGUAAGUUUACUGUUCUGAUUGUAGACCCACAAGGGGGGGGGGGGGGGGGGGGGUUGCUUAUCAAGCAUUUUACAUAUCUUUCGGUGAGGUGCAAAUUUUGGUGCAUUGAUAGUUUUGCAAUUUUUUUGUAAGAAUUUUUGUCCUGAAGUGAUUUUUGACAAACUUGAACUAUUUUGCCCUUAGGCCAAUGGUUGUGAAUUUAUCAUGUACGACUUUACUCCAAAUGUCCCAAAUUUUGACGCAGAGUGCUCUAAAUGUCGCAAACCAAUACCAGCAAUCUUUACACUUACAGAACUUGCUUACAACACCUUCAGAGAAGCAAAAAUCCAUGUGCACAAGCGCCAAAUUUAUCACACCAUGUGCGUUAUCUGAUAAAUUAGUUUUACAAACGUGUGUAGCUUAAAGGGGUACUCUGCCCCUAGACAUCUCAUCCCUUAUCCAAAGGAUAGGGGAUAAGAUGUCUGAUCGCGGGGGUCCCGCCGCUGAGUACCCCCGCGAUCUCGGCUGCGGCACCCCAGACAAUCGGUGAAUGAAGUGAACUUCGCUCCAUGCCGGAUGACUGGCAGGGCGGAGGCUCGUGACAUCACGGUCAUGGGGACCCCACAGAAGGAUGUUACCAUAAAAGCUGAUGCCCCCAAAACUCUCCUGCUGGAAAAACACUCGGAGUAUAUUGAAUCGUAUGGAGCAAAGAAAGAUGACUAUGAGUACUGUAUGUCAGAAUACCUGCGGAUGAGCGGGGUGUACUGGGGUCUGACCGUUAUGGAUCUGAUGGGUGAACUGCACCGUAUGAACAAGGAGGAGAUCCUGACGUUCAUCAAGUCCUGUCAGCACGAAUGUGGCGGCUUCAGCGCUAGUGUGGGACAUGACCCCCAUCUCCUGUACACACUGAGCGCCAUACAGAUUCUGACCCUUUUCGACAGCCUUUCUGAAGUGAACACAGAAAAAGUGGUGGCGUACGUGACGUCCCUACAGAAAGAAGACGGCUCAUUUUCUGGAGACAAAUGGGGGGAAAUAGAUACCCGGUUUUCCUUCUGUGCCGUUGCAACGCUAGCACUUUUGGGGAAGCUCAGUGCCGUGAACAUAGAGAAGGCCAUAGAGUUUGUUUUAUCGUGUAUGAAUUUUGAUGGCGGCUUCGGGUGCAGACCUGGAUCGGAGUCUCACGCUGGGCAGAUCUAUUGUUGCACAGGAUUUCUGGCAAUUACAAACCAACUGCACCAGAUAAACGCUGACUUGCUGGGCUGGUGGCUUUGUGAGCGGCAGCUGCCAUCAGGGGGACUCAACGGGCGCCCAGAAAAGCUCCCUGAUGUCUGCUAUUCCUGGUGGGUUUUGGCUUCUCUAAAAAUUAUUGGAAGACUUCACUGGAUAGACGGAGAGAAGCUGCGACUGUUUAUUCUGGCCUGCCAGGAUGAGGAGACCGGGGGGUUUGCAGACCGGCCCGGGGAUAUGGUGGAUCCAUUUCAUACCCUGUUUGGCAUCGCCGGAUUGUCUCUCCUAGGAGAAGAAGUAAUUAAGCCAGUAAAUCCAGUGUUCUGUAUGCCGGAGGAAGUCCUCCGCAGGAUGAACGUGCAGCCGGAGCUUCUGAGCUGAAGCCUGAAGGAAGAGAAGUGUCGCCAUGAUCAGCUGCUAUUGUUCCCGCGCUCUUAACUCUGGCACUAUAGAAAGAAGCAAAGGGACAGAGUCAGGGACGUUCGUCUCCACUUCUUGUAUAGCUUUUAAUUUAAUUUGUAUCUAUUUGUGAUUUUUUUGUAUUUUUUUUUUUCUUUUAAGAGCCAUUACACUGUUGAUUUCAGUGAGGGGAUUUUGCUAUGUUCUGUAACAUCUUACUAACUGUGCAGAAGGAGCUAAAUAAAGAUGUAUAUGCAGAGGAAUGGGAGAUUUAUCAGAAUCCUACUGU
This is a messenger RNA of Hyla sarda, 2570 nucleotides long. It is a transcript of the gene RABGGTB, whose product is annotated as Rab geranylgeranyltransferase subunit beta. Gene Ontology annotation, cellular component: Rab-protein geranylgeranyltransferase complex. Bases 1232 to 2263 code for a protein of 343 amino acids. Gene Ontology annotation, biological process: protein geranylgeranylation. The record is from RefSeq and is a predicted model, not a curated record. Gene Ontology annotation, molecular function: Rab geranylgeranyltransferase activity. The transcript has 9 exons. Lineage: Eukaryota; Metazoa; Chordata; Amphibia; Anura; Hylidae.